Ostertagia ostertagi is the source of this 522-nucleotide messenger RNA. Lineage: Eukaryota; Metazoa; Nematoda; Chromadorea; Rhabditida; Trichostrongylidae. The record is from the annotation of a GenBank genome assembly.
AUGUUCCUUUGGGUGUGCGCCAUGCAUGCUGUUCGUGGACUGAAGAGUUACAAAAAGGAUAAAUGUCGAGAACAAAUGGCAAAAAAUGUUGACGCUAUACUUAGGAAUUCAAAAGGACCAAUGAAUACUGGAGCCCACACGCUCUACGAACAUCUCACUGCGAAAAAGGAUGACGACGACAUUAAAGCAGGCUCCUGCCAGAGGCUAGUAAACCUCACGGAUAAAGGGAUUUCAAAAAACUUCGACGAUCGCUUUAAAGCGUUUGAAAAUAAAGAGCUGAAAGAAAUCAGAGACGCUUGUCAAUCGUUGAGAAGGAAACGCAACAACAAAGAAGGGGCUGCUCGAGCAGCGCAGAGAGCGCCAGCCGAUCUAAAGUGUAAGGAAAAAGCACAAGUGGCAGCCGCUGAGUACGAGGAGCAAUUACGAGUCACAACCGCUUUGUUGCAAAAAAUUCCUGACUAUGAAAAAUUACAUCAGGACAUCUUUGAACAAGGCCUGCGCUAUUUUGCUACGACAUUUUAA